CCCCUCCUCAGCGUUUUCCCAUCUCCGGACCAAGCCGCCAACGUCCCCCUGAUGCCGUCGGCGCUGAACACGGGCGGCUCCCUCCCCGACCUCACCACCCUGCACUUCCCCUCCCCGCUGCCCACCCCCCUGGACCCGGACGACGGCUCCUUCCCCACCCUGAGCGGGGCCGGCAGCACCUCCAGCCUGGCCACCACCAUGACGCACCUGGGCAUCAGCGGCGCCAUGGGGCUGGGCGGCGCCUACGAAGCGCCGGGACUCCCCUCUCCUAUGCAGAGCUCCCUGAGUAACCCGUCCCUGCAGUCCUCGCUUAGCAACCCCAACCUGCAGGCGUCCCUGCGCAGCCCCUCGCUGCACUCCUCGCUCAGCAACCCGUCCCUGCAGUCCUCCCACAGCAGCUCCUCCAUCCCUUCCUCCCUCUCCAAUCAAUCCCUGCCCUCCUCGCUCUCCUCCUCCCUUUCCAACCCGUCUCUGCCCACCUCGCCCCGCGCCCAGCCGGUGCCCACCUCCCCCAGCCACCCCUCGCUGCCCUCCUUCUCCCCGCUGCUGCCGGCGGCCGCCAGCACGUCCCCCCGCCGCCGGGUCCCGCUCAGCCCCCUCACCCUCCCCAUGGGUGGCGACGCCAGGAGGCAGCACCCCAAACAGUUCUCACCAACAAUGUCACCCACAUUGUCCUCCAUCGCCCAGGGGGUGCCCCUGGACACCAGCAAGCUGCCGGCCGACCACCGCCUCCCGCCGUACCCCUACAGCCAAGCCGGCCUGGUGCUGCCGUCCCCACAGCAGAAGGUUCCCCCCCAGCCCCCCCCGUUGCCCCCCGGCCCCUCGGCUCGGCCCCCCGGCCCCCCCGGCGCGGCCCCGCAGCGCUGCUUCGCCCCCCAGUUCCAGGCUGAGGCGCCCACCCUGCAGCACCCGCCUGCGGGGCAGCACGGCCCCGACUUCGGGAUGGGAACCGUGAGUGAGAGCGGGGUGGGGUGGGGGGUUUUGGGGCCGGGUGUCCUCGUGAGGUGGGGAGUGUGGG
Molecule: messenger RNA, 1018 nt
Organism: Phasianus colchicus (ring-necked pheasant)
Lineage: Eukaryota; Metazoa; Chordata; Aves; Galliformes; Phasianidae
Source: RefSeq, a predicted model, not a curated record